Messenger RNA from Chrysoperla carnea, 3481 nucleotides. RefSeq names its product centromere protein J (gene Sas-4). Gene Ontology annotation, cellular component: centrosome; centriole; nucleus. Bases 39 to 3158 code for a protein of 1039 amino acids. The record is from RefSeq and is a predicted model, not a curated record. Gene Ontology annotation, biological process: cilium assembly; centriole elongation. The transcript has 5 exons. Gene Ontology annotation, molecular function: tubulin binding. NCBI's taxonomy places the organism in Eukaryota, Metazoa, Arthropoda, Insecta, Neuroptera, Chrysopidae.
UUAUCAAUUUAAAAAAACUCUUGUGUUUUCAAAAUGAAAUGGAGACUCCAACAAAAUUAUCAUUUUCACCAAGCAACAUUCUUGCACGACUAGAAGAAUUAAAGCGUUGGCAAACUGAACAAGAAGAGCGUUUAAAAAAACGUCAAGCUCAACAACGUGAAGUUUUAUCUACCGAACAACGGCGUAUGUGUGAAGCUUUCGAAUUAACAAAUAAUUCAUCUUUUACGUCAUCAGUGUCAGACUCAAGUUGUCAUUAUGAUAAUAAAACCGCGGAAACCGAUCAAUCAUCUCAUAUUCCUCAAAGUUCGACUGACGAAAUAAGAGCAGAUUCCAAGAAUGAUUUGUCAACAUUUCAAGAAUGUACAAACUUAACUGAACAAAAUCAAGCAAAUGUGUCAGUGAGUCAACUAAAUUUUGAUGAAAUUCCGAUCAAUUCUAUUAAACAAACUAUUCCAGUAGAAAAAUCUGUAAUGAGUGCUCCAGUAGAAAUAUCAGAUCGACCCAAAUUUCAAUAUUUGAAAAGGGGGGCUGGUCUAUCUCGCUUUCGUAUGUCCAAGGAUGAUAUUUUAAAGAAUCGUACUAAAUUUCAAAGAAAACCAACACCAAAAUCAACUGAACCUAAACAAAUAUAUAAAAAACCUGACGUUAAAAGGAAAAUUGAACCUGUAUGGAAAAGUGUAUCGUGUUCAGUUAAAUCACCAACAAGUAAUUUUAAAUCCCCCGAUAAAUUAGAACGUCCUAAUCCACAACCGUAUCCGGUAAUAACUAAAGAUUCUUACGAGAAAUUAUUAGAAGAAUUAAAAAUAAAACGUGAUCGUGAAGAAUUAAAAAUUUUUGAACUUUUAGAAGAAAAAGCAUUAAACGGUUCGUUUUGUUCUACAAGUUCCGCGCUAAAAAAUUUACCCGAUAAUUCCACACCAAAAUUAGAGAGACUGUUAAAAUCUCAAUUAGGAAUUGCCGAACAAAAUGAACAAACGCCUCCAAUAUCACCAGUUAAAAGUCAACGGAAACUUUAUGAUGAAAACGAAGAGGAUAAAAGUUUACAUGUCCGCUUUGAAGAUGGUAUUGAUGAUACACGGAAUUCAGAAGAGAGUUCUCGUUCAAAUAGUCCUGAAAAUUAUCAAGAUCAAAUAGAAUGGUCGGAUACAUCAGAAGAACAUGAUGAUGAUAAAAGCGAACCAAAUUUUGAAAAUAAUUUAGUAAACACUGAAACAGCGAAUAAUCAAGUGGCUAUUGAUGAAGCAAUUGAACAAAUGCGUAGCGCAAAUGAAACGUCAGAUUCCGCAGUUGAUGAUGUAGAGUUUAAGAGUGAUCUAUUAAAAAAACGUUUAUUAGAACUUGAAAGUGAAAUACAAACAUUUCGAAAAGAGAAUUCUAACUUAAUAAAACGUCGUCAAGAAUAUGAUCAUUUAAAACGUGUUCUAUUGAAAGAAAAAACUGAAAAAGAAAAAUUAUUAGCUGAUGAAAAAAUACGUAUUGAUAAAUAUUUAGAAGAUGAAAAACGUAAAAUAGCUCGUGAAAAAAUGGUGUUUGAAAAAUAUGUCAAAGAUACAAAAAAUCAACCAAAUCGAAAAGAACGUGAGGAAAUUGUUGCUCUCAAAGAUGAAAUACGAACAUUAAAAGAAGAACUUAAAGUUAAAGAAAGCAAAAAUGGAGCUACUCAAGCUCGAUUACGUACACAAAUACGUACGUUAGAAAAAGAAUUAAAUAAUGCGAAAAAAGAAAUUGAAAAAUUACAAAAGGAGAAUCGUCGACUAUCGAAUAUACAAAAACGACAAGCGGGAAUUUCAAAUACAAAAGUUUUACAUGAAAUUAAUAAAAAUAUAUCAAAAAUAUUACCAAAAGCUUUGGCUCAAACACAAUUAAAAAAUUUAGAAAAAUUAGAUAAACAAACUUCACAAAAUAUACACAAAAAAACAGAAAAACAACUUUCAUCUUCUUCAGAGAGUGAAGAUGAAUCAUCGUCAGAAGAAUAUACUCAAGCAAAUCAAUCAAGUGGUGAUGAAAGUGAAGGCGAAGAACCAAAAAGAUCGGAAAUACACAAAACACUUUUUAAAACAAUGUAUCCAAACUCAAAACAUUCAUAUUUUCCAGAAAAAGCUAAAGAAAAUGAAAAUGUACGGUAUGAAGACAAUGAUUACAAGGAAAAUGAUUUUAAUUAUGGAAAUAUGUCGUCGAAAAGACUUUCAAAUAAAGCGGAUGAAACCAAACAAAAAGAAGUUUCACCACGUUUUGAAAGUUAUGCAAGGGCUUAUAAGGAAAGUGAUUAUUGUGUGACAUCGAAUAAGCAUUCAGCGGAUAAUCGUGAUACUGGCUUUGAAUCAUAUCGUAGUUCAAUGAAUCCCACAUUUAGAGAUGUAUCCUCGAAACCUGAAACACGCGAUACUGGUUUUGAAACAUUUCGAAGUAGUGUGAAUCCUUCUACAUAUAGGGAAAAAUUACAUGAGGGUGGCCUUCCAAGUAGUAGUCGAUCACAGUUUGAUAGUGCACGUGGUUCGAAUUUAAAUGAUAUUGAAGACGUGUAUGAAAAAACAUUUGGAAAGUUUAAAAGUAUGAAUAUUAAUUCAUAUCCAACAAAUAAACCUUAUACGGCUGAACUUCCAACAGUUAAAAAAGACGAAACAAUAUUAGCAGAUGGCUUCAAAGAAGUACGUUAUGCAAAUGGGAAUGUAAAACGCGUAUCACCUGAUGGAAGUAUUAUAAAAUUAACAUAUUACAAUGGUGAUCUAAAGGAGACGAAUUUAAAUACUGGAAUUAUUAAAUAUUAUUAUGCGAAAACAAAAACAUCUCAUACUACUUUUCCCGAUGGCUUUGAACAAUUGGAAUUCUCCAAUGGUCAAACUGAAAAACGCUUUAAAAAUGGUCGUAUUGAAGUUAAUUUCCCGAACGGAUAUAAAAAAGUUGUUGAUGCACAAGGAAAUGAAACUUGGUAUUAUUCAGAUGGCACUGUAGUCGUUACAAAAGUGAAUGGUGAGAAAAUUAUUGAAUUGCCUAAUGGCCAAAAGGAAAUUCACAACCAGGAUCACAAGCGAAGAGAAUAUCCGGACGGUACGGUGAAAGUAUUGUAUCCAGAUGGUUCUACAGAAACACGGUAUUCUAGUGGGCGUGUACGAAUUAAAGAUAAGACUGGACAAUUAAUUAUGGAUACUCAAAAAUAGUUUUAAUUAAUUAGCAAUUUAUAAUCUUAAGCUGUGAUACUUAAGUCAGAUUAAUUAUCCGAAAUAAAAAUUUACCAUAUUGGUAACUUGUACAUCUUCAUUCAUGAUAUUCAUGCGAUGUAAAUUCAUUGCACAUAAAUCCGCCUAGAAAUAAAAUUACAUAUUAAUAAAUUUUAAAUCUAUAUUUUUUAUUUCUCUCACGUGAAUGUAAUGCUUUAUGUAUCUGUUCAGCGAUUACAUGAAUACAAUAUUCAGCCGGGGCAGUUAAAUUUGACAAAUACAUUGAUUAUACACGAAAAAUGGUCCAGGACUCUGUUCUUCUA